Messenger RNA from Paramecium pentaurelia, 1131 nucleotides. NCBI's taxonomy places the organism in Eukaryota, Ciliophora, Oligohymenophorea, Peniculida, Parameciidae. The record is from the annotation of a GenBank genome assembly.
AUGUUAACAUUAGAAUAAUAAGGUUCAAAAAUACAAUGUCCUAAAUAUGAACAUGAUAAAAAGCCUAUUAUAUAAAUUUGUAUGAAUCCUAAAUGCAAAGAAAAUUCACUAAUAUGUCUAAAAUGUAAAUCACAACAUGAUCAACAUCCUAAUUUUAUUUUUACACUUCUAUAAAUUUAAGACUUUUUACAAAGAAAUAUUCAAAUCAAUAAAUCAAUUAAUAAUCCAUUGACUCAAGAAAUAUUGGAUCAUUUUCUUAAAUACAAACAAGAAUUGAUGAACAGAUUAAAUGAUAUUGAAAAAUAAUUAUAAGAUUCUAUUGCUUUACUAAAUGAAAAUAAUUCAAUUAAGGAAAUAUACAAUUAAUGUAUUAAUCUAAAAACUUAAUUGAAUUAUGAAACAUUCAAAAAGAUUAUUGAUAAAUUACAUGAUAAUUGUACUUAUGAUUUAAAUCUAUAAAAACUUUAAAGUAAUGAAUUAUUAUAAAAGUAUGAUACUGCAAAACCAUAGAUGAUUAUGGCAAUUAAUACUCUAUAAAAAUUAGUAUAAUCAAUGUAAUAAACAUUUGAAAUUAAAAAAGAAACAACAAACAAUAAAUAAAGCCAAAAUAAAUUAAUUUAAAUUAUUAAACGAUAUGAAUAAGUUGCUAAAGAUAGUGAUGGUACCUUAACUAUAAAACCAUUAAAAAAUAAUAAAAUGUUUGUUUGCAAUUUUCUUGUUGAAUAAACUUGUGAACUAAUUGGUUUUUAUUAACCUUUCCUAUAUAAAAAUAAAGACAUAGAUUAUCAAUAAUAAUAAUUAAAAUGUUUCUAUAAAAUUCAUUUAGGAUAUGAUCUGACUAUAAGAGCGUAUGAAUUUCAAACUAUUAUCAGUCAUAAUGCAUUAGAAAAACCUAUUCCUUAUUGUUACUACAUUAAAUUACCUGAAUAAUUCAGAUUGAUUUCUGGUUAAGUAUUUACAAUCAGUUUAACAAUAUUAGAUAUACAAUCUUAUAGUGUUUCAUUUUAAAAAUUAACUGAUAAUAAUUAAUACUUGAAAUUCUAAUUUCCAAAAUUUAAUCAAUAUUUACUUCCAAAAGAAAUUAAAGAGAUUGAUGAUUAUGGGUAUUUUCCCUGUUUUUAAUUGAUUUGA